AUGUUUUUGUUCCUUCUUUCCCUUGUCUCCUGCAACGGACCGGCUCUCGAUACACGUGUCGUUGCAGCAGCAAACUUCGAUACAGAAUCCAUUUAUCCAAAGGUCGUUGAUGUCUGGUUUAUGACAAUCUUAAUUGCAUUUUUAAUGAUGUUCAUCAAGAAGUUCGAGUGGGGUGUCAUGCUCGCUACACUUCUUUCCUCUGCUACUGUUUUCAUAUUCUAUGCUUUCUUAAAGGCUGUUGCAGUUGGACAUGAUGGCCAUCGUGAAUUCACAGAAAGAAUUGCAGCUGAAGCUGUUCUUGCAGCUAUUGCUUAUGCAAUUUCCAUUGGUGUUUUCGUUGGUACAAUCAAGUACUGGCAGUAUAUCAUGGUUGGCAUAGUUUUCUCUUGCGGCUUCUAUCUUGUUGACUGGCUUAUCAUUUCCGAGAAGGUUAUUAAGGGCUGCGUCGACCCAGGAGGUGCUAUUGCCGUCCACAUGUUCGCUUGCUACUUCGGAAUUGGUGUUGCUCUUGCAGUCCAAGAGAAGCGCGUUGUUGGUGUUGAAUACCGCUUCACAACACACAGUAUCAACUGGCUUUGGCUCGCUGUUACACUUCUUUUCGUUCUUUGGCCAUCAUUCACUUCCAUCUUCUGGAAGGGCAAAGAAGCUUGGGAAGACGUAAUCACAACAUACAUGGCCGGCCUCGGUUCAAUCAUUUCUGCCUACUUCGCUGAACUCGCUUGCAAGAAAGGUGGAAAAAUUGAUCCACUUAUCUACGCUGUCGCACUUCUUGGAGGUUGCGUCGGCAUUUCAACAUCUCUCUUCAUCGUUGGCCCAUGGGGUGGCCUCCUUGUCGGUGUCAUCUCUGGCAUUGUCUCAGUUUGCUCAUUCAACUACUUACAUCCAGUUCUCCAGAAGAAGCUCGGUAUCGGUGAUGUCAUGGGUGUCCACAACCUUCACGGCGUUUGCUCCUGGGUUGCUACAUUCGUUGGACUCAUCGGUGCUUACUGCAAGAAGUUCCCAGGCAUCUGGACAUUAGUUGGUGCUCUCAUCUCCUUCUCUGUCUCUCUUAUCUUUGGCCUUAUUGGUGGUGCCCUCUGCAGAUUACUCAAAUUCGGUGAAAUCCCGAACGAAAGAUUCAUGCUCGAUCGUGGCGAUUUCAUCUUCCCAGAAUCUGAAGGAAGUGAUAAUGAAGAGCCAAAGAAACGCGAAGAGCAGGUUAAUGAACUUUAA
Trichomonas vaginalis G3 is the source of this 1212-nucleotide messenger RNA. Its product is annotated as ammonium transmembrane transporter protein. Gene Ontology annotation, biological process: ammonium transmembrane transport; ammonium homeostasis. The record is from RefSeq and is a predicted model, not a curated record. NCBI's taxonomy places the organism in Eukaryota, Parabasalia, Trichomonadida, Trichomonadidae. Gene Ontology annotation, cellular component: plasma membrane. The transcript has a single exon. Bases 1 to 1212 code for a protein of 403 amino acids. Gene Ontology annotation, molecular function: ammonium channel activity.